Molecule: messenger RNA, 627 nt
Organism: Striga hermonthica
Lineage: Eukaryota; Viridiplantae; Streptophyta; Magnoliopsida; Lamiales; Orobanchaceae
Source: the annotation of a GenBank genome assembly
AUGUUCCGACUUCCAAAUGCGGGUUUUUAUGAAGAUGCUGUAUUUGAGGACCCUGCUAUAAUUUCUGCUGGCGAGGCUUCUGAUUCACAUGAAGAUGGUUUAUUAGUUGGCCAAAACAAUGCUGACAACAAUGAUUGUUUAGGGGAUGAUGUUGAUACUGCUGAUGGCACUCAAUUGCCUCUUGAUUCUGCUUCCACAGGAGAUCCCACAGUGAAAAAUGAACUGAUCACCUCUGCCAUGGUUGAUUUGCUAUCUACUGAAAACGCUUCAGGCGCCGAGUCUAGUGUAGAUGACCAGCAUUUUUUAUCUGUUGAGGAUAUAGAUGCAUUAUUGGACAAGUGCCUUUUGCAAGCUUUGCAUACAAUUGUAAAGGAUAAAGAUCUCCCCGUACCUGGAAGUGUGUUAUGGUCUGGUCAUGUGCUACCUUGCAGGCCUUCAGGUGUUACACUAGACAUAAAGAAGUCAUCUCACAAGAAACUAUCCAAGUGGCUACAAUCUAAAUCUGCUAGUGGACUGAUUUCUAUUAAAGAGGACAAACAUAAAAAGGAGGUGACACUGUUCUCGGUCAACCGCAAUCACCCAGAUUACACAUCUUUCAAGCCAGUGAAGAAAAUCGAAAAAAAAUGA